This is a messenger RNA of Theobroma cacao (cacao), 1106 nucleotides long. Its product is annotated as Bifunctional inhibitor/lipid-transfer protein/seed storage 2S albumin superfamily protein. Lineage: Eukaryota; Viridiplantae; Streptophyta; Magnoliopsida; Malvales; Malvaceae. The record is from RefSeq and is a predicted model, not a curated record.
UUCGGUUGCCAAUUACCGUCAAUGCCUACUAUUUUCAACUUUACAAUCAACUAUGGUCCAAUCACGCUCCAUUCUGUAACCAAAAGUCAAAAGCAAUUUCAUAAUCACCUACACUAGUUCAAAUAUAAUUGGUUGGCAGUCGAACUUGCUCUUUUAAGUCAAAGGCAGGCCUAUCUUUCCAUAUCCCAAAACUCUAAAAUCUACAAGGGAAAAUGACUCCUCUUUUUCACCAAAUCAAGUUCGUGUUCUUGCCAUGUAUAUAACUCAUUUCCCUUACAACUUGAAGCGCACCUCGCUCCUCACUUCUCCUUAUCUCUCCGUAAUGGGGGUUUUAAGCAGUGUUAGAUCAACCCUUUUUUGCUUCAUAUUCCUGAUACUGCUGAGCUGGGUAAGCUCAGACUGGGCUGAAGACAAAAAAGAAUGUUCUAACCAACUAGUUGCUCUCUCAACAUGCAUCCCUUUUGUUGGUGGAAACACUAAAGUUCCUGAUUCCACCUGUUGCACUAACCUAAGAAAAAAAAUUAACCAGACCAAGAAGUGUUUGUGCCUCCUGGUUGCGGAUCGAAACGACCCUGACCUUGGUUUCAAGGUCAAUGCCACCCUAGCCUUGAUCCUUCCUUCCAUUUGCCACGCUCCAUCUAAUGCUUCUGAGUGCCCAGAGCUUCUUCACUUGCCUCCAAACUCAACAGAUGCUCAGGUUUUUGAGCAAUUUGCUGCCACAUUCGAGGAGGGUAAUAGUAGCGCAGUGGACGUUACAGGCACCUCUACAAGUUCAAGCUGCAGCGUGAGGGAAGAAGGAUGGGUUGGAGUGUGGAAGAUUGGGAGGAUUUUAACAUGGCAACUCUUAUCAAUCUAUAUUAUAGAUAUGUAGACAGAACCCUAAGCAAUCAUGGGGAAGGGGAGGGAUCCAUGAAAUGGCAGUUCCCAUUGCCUGGAUGGUUGGAAGGACUUUAUCCAAAUUUCUUAUGUACUGUCCGAAAUACAGAUCAAAAUGCUUACUUAAUCACAAAGCUUGAUCUAUCAGUUCUGAAUUCAGCAGUGUGGCGAUAUCAAAUAAAUUUCACUUGUUUAUUUGAAUAUAGUGUGCUCUGCACCUGUUACCCAAA